Symbiodinium pilosum is the source of this 723-nucleotide messenger RNA. NCBI's taxonomy places the organism in Eukaryota, Dinophyceae, Suessiales, Symbiodiniaceae. The record is from the annotation of a GenBank genome assembly.
AUGGCUGGUGGUGUGGGUUCUGCGUUUAUGGGAAUCGCGCCCUUCACCAGCCCUAAUCUAUACAUGAUAGGUCUGUUGUUGGCGAUAGUCCAAGUGCACUUUGGCUAUGCCUUCAUGCAGAAAAUAUAUUGGACACAGAGGAGGCGAUAUGUUCUGGAAAUCGAGAGAGAGGAGGAUGAUAGUGGCGUCGUCAAAGUUGCGGUGAAGUGCGACGCCAAGCUUACUCGCCGAUUCAGACUCACGCAAGAGGCAGCAUCUGGGCAGAAACCCUCACUGGCAGACAUCAUCGCCAAGGGCGGCAUUUUUAUGUUCGUGGAUAAAGCCAGCAGCAGUAUUGACCAGUCAGAGAUGCUGGACGAACUGCUGAAGUCUGACCGCGGCAUCACGGAGGAACAGGUAAAAGCAGAAUCUGUCAUGGGCGAAACUGAAGAGCAGUCACUCAGGAUUGUGCAGAAGUUUGCAGAUUUGACUCGUGAGCACCUUGACAAAAUCCCCGAGAAGGACAACACGACUUCUCCACAAGAGGGCCUGCAGCAGCUGGAGAGCUCGGCGCAGAGGGUCGGGGCUGGCUUCAUGGUGGGCGGAUUGCUGAUCUGGGUCCUGUGCGACUGGAGCGCGCAGGCUGCGAUCAAAGCAGCUUCCGACAACUACAAGCCUCAAGCGACACUUGCGCCGGGGGGAGCGAGCCCUCCGACGCGCCCAAAUUCAAGGGCAGCACAGUGA